GUAAAGUGCAAGGAAGCAAGAAGUGCUUUAUUAUAUUCCCUCAGUCAGCAAGCACUUGGAGAAAGUAAGUCACAGAGUUUGCAGAAACGAGUAAACGAAUUUAAUUUUCACACCCUCCAAUCCAACCCCCCCAUUAUUCUUUACUUUCUUCCUCCGCUUUCUGCUCCCGAACCCUAGAAUAAAAAAAAUAAAAAUUUCACCUUUAGACCUAAAAUGGAGCUCCUCCACAAACCCUAGAAAUCCCACUUCUCCUCACAAAAACUCAGAUUCAGCUCAAACCCAUUUUCCAUCCAUGGCCGCUUUAUCCAUUUCCGGGCACUUCACCGUCUUCACUUUCCUUCUCUUUUUCUUCUUCAGACCCUUUGCUGCAGACUCAAAUUCAUCCUUUUCGUUUCCAGAGUUUGGUAAAAAUCAGAAAUUGGAGUCCAAUAUUGCUUUUUAUGGGGAUGCGAAGGUCGUCAAUGGUGGAUAUGCUGUUCAAAUUACUAGCUCAUCGAGUUCUAGUGCUGGUAGAGUCAUGUACAAGAAACCCAUCAAGCUUGUUGAAGGUAAACCUCAGAAAUUGGUCUCAUUUUCCACGUACCUUUCCUUCUCUGUUUCUCCUGGCAAUGGUGAUGGUUUGGCCUUCAUUGUGGUUCCUAGUGCAUUUGAUGUCAAUAAGUUUUGUAAUUGCUCAUUUGGGCUUUCUGUGGGAUUUGGAAAAAGCAAAUUUAAAGUUAUUGUGGUUAAAUUCUAUACAUUAAGUGACUCUAAGUAUGAUGGUUUGUUAAAUGUUCAUGUGGGAAUUGAUGUGGGUAGUGUGGUAUCAGCUAAAGUAAGCAAUUCUUCAACUAUCAAUAUGAGUCUUCAUACUGGGAAUAAAUCUCAUGCUUGGAUAGAUUAUGAAGCGGGUUCUAAACGACUAGAAGUUAGAUUGAGUAAAUUUGGGGAUUCCAAGCCUUCUGAUCCGUUGCUAUGGUACCCGAUAGACUUGUCAAGGAUGUGGGAUGAUGAGGAAGCAUUUGUGGGUCUGAGUGCAUCUAGUUGGAACUUCUCUCAGACUAGUUUACUCUACUCUUGGAUCUUUGAGCAGAGGCAUAUUCCCCAAUGGAUGCACUCCGAGCCACUGGAUCCUAAGGCCUUUGCUAAGAGCUCAAAACAUUUGACGGUACAGAAGAGGAAGGACUGUCUGAUUAGAGUUCUUGCGGCAAUGAUCUUUGGUGCUGCCUGUGGAGCCUUGGCGGCAUUCACCGGCUUGUAUUUGUGGACGAUAUUCGGUAAUAGGCGUCCAGUGGUGCCGGAGGAGUAUGCUGUGCAACCUGUGGAUUUUGAGUAUAAGAAGGUGAAAGUAGUUGUAGAUAAAGCCACCGAAGAUGGGAAGCAGUAGAGGUUGGAUGCUGGAGGGUCUGUUGUAUGGUUUGUGUUGUAAAUCAAUGGUUUUUUGUUUUUUUUUUUUUUUUUUUUUUGACUUUGUAUUUUUAGUUUUUGUUGUGUCAUUGACUGGUUGUAACUUGUAAUCUGGAGAAGCAAAUUUGUCAAACAUGCAAGCAGUAGAUUUUGUUAGAGAUUUCUCCAAAUAUUUGGAGCACUUGGAUUCCACUCUGAAAUGAAGAAAUGAAAUAUCGUAGGAUUUAAUCCA
Ziziphus jujuba (common jujube) is the source of this 1618-nucleotide messenger RNA. RefSeq names its product L-type lectin-domain containing receptor kinase VIII.2. Lineage: Eukaryota; Viridiplantae; Streptophyta; Magnoliopsida; Rosales; Rhamnaceae. The record is from RefSeq and is a predicted model, not a curated record. Bases 293 to 1366 code for a protein of 357 amino acids. Gene Ontology annotation, molecular function: carbohydrate binding. The transcript has a single exon.